Molecule: messenger RNA, 1369 nt
Organism: Lotus japonicus
Lineage: Eukaryota; Viridiplantae; Streptophyta; Magnoliopsida; Fabales; Fabaceae
Product: peroxisome biogenesis protein 22
Exons: 8
Coding region: 156-1010 (284 amino acids)
Biological process (GO): peroxisome organization
Source: RefSeq, a predicted model, not a curated record
AAUUUGUUUGGAACAAAACCAGAAAGCUCGUAGAAAUCGUUGACGGCAAACACCCGAAGCCAUCUCUCUCUCUCUCUCGCUCAGUGAUAAAUUCGAUGAUGACAAACUGAAACUGAAACUUCCUUCGAUUUUCACGAAUCCGGUGAAGCUCAGCCAUGUCAACUGGUGGCGCUGGUGCUGGUGACGGUGACACCUCCAAACAACAACUCUUUCACCUCAUCAAACGCUUCGGUGCUUAUGUCACUUUCAAGAUCUCCAACCUCGUCUCCCUCUCUCUUCACAAUCUCGAUAUACGCUCUAUUGGGGCGGUUGCUGGUCUAGCUGUUGCAAUUGUUUUCACAUGGAGGCUGUUGAGAUCCCCUGGUGAGCCUCAACAGAGGCAACAAAAACGGCAAGGUGCUUCAUCUAGUAAUAGUAAUCCUGGAGCAAGGGCAGGUUCAAUUGCCUCGGUAGUUCCUUCUGAAGCUAGUUUGCCCUCACAUGAUUCAAGGGCACAAAAUGUUGUGGAUGAGUUCUUUCAGCCAGUCAAGCCAACCUUGGGGCAGAUAGUUAGGCAGAAGUUGAGUGAAGGAAGAAAGGUAACUUGUCGUCUUCUUGGAGUGGUCCUUGAGGAAACUAGUCCAGAGGAGCUUCAGAAACAAGCUACUGUCAGAUCCUCUGUGCUAGAAGUAUUGUUGGAAAUAACAAAAUAUUGUGAUUUAUAUCUCAUGGAACGAGUUCUGGAUGACGAAAGCGAGAAAAGAGUUCUUGUAGCGUUAGAAGAAGCAGGGGUAUUCACUUCAGGUGGUUUGGUUAAGGACAAGGUUCUCUUCUGCAGCACAGAGAAUGGACGGUCAUCAUUUGUUCGACAAUUGGAGCCAGAUUGGCAUAUCGACACAAAUCCUGAAAUUGUCUUUCAGUUAGCCAGGUUUAUCAAGUAUCAACUCCAUGUAUCUCCUCACAAAAGCGAACGAACUGCUGGUAAUGUGUUCAGUGCUCCAGCCCUGGAACUGUUCUUUGGAUCCAUAUGAAACUAAACACUUAAAAUCAGAUACUAUUCUUAAAUGGCUACCGGUUUGUUUUCUCCCUGCAUUUUGGAUUCUAUCUUCACAAUACAAUUUUCCUAGCUUUUCUUGAUGUAUUAGAACUAGGUUAGAUUUUCUUCAAGCUUUGAUGGGUUCUCAGUCAUGUAGGUGAAAGAUCUGCUGUUUAUGUGUAUGAUGUUUUGAGGAACAAGUUCUAUUAUUUUCCUUUUCUCAUCUUUGAUUGAAAUCUGUGCAUUAGAUUGGAUCCCAUCCCGACAUUUUAAACUGGCAAGGUGGCAAAUUUUAAUGGAUAUUUGUAUCUGAUCAUUUUACAUAUGUCAAUCAUGGAAAAUAUUACUGAUCAA